Molecule: messenger RNA, 696 nt
Organism: Miscanthus lutarioriparius
Lineage: Eukaryota; Viridiplantae; Streptophyta; Magnoliopsida; Poales; Poaceae
Source: the annotation of a GenBank genome assembly
AUGCCGAAAUCCAAGCGCAACCGCCCAGUGACCUUAUCGAAGACCAAGAAGAAGCCGGGUUUAGAGCGCAAGGGCAAAGUAGUCGCCGAGAUCAAAGAUGCUAUCGACAAAUACAGCAGCGCCUAUGUUUUUACUUACGAUAACAUGAGGAAUCAGAAGCUCAAGGACCUCAGGGAGCAGCUCAAAUCCUCUAGCAGGAUAUUUCUUGCUGGAAAGAAGGUCAUGCAGAUAGCAUUGGGGCGUUCACCUGCUGAUGAAGCUAAAACAGGCCUCCACAAACUUUCCAAGUUCCUUCAAGGUGACUCUGGUCUGUUCUUUACCAAUCUUCCAAGGGAUGAUGUUGAGAGGAUGUUUCGAGAAUUUGAGGAGCAUGAUUUUGCAAGGACAGGAAGUACUGCGACAGAGACGGUGGAGCUUAAGGAAGGUCCUCUGGAACAGUUCACACAUGAGAUGGAGCCCUUUCUACGGAAGCAAGGACUUCCAGUUCGCUUGAACAAAGGUGUUGUAGAGUUGGUUGCAGACCAUGUAGUUUGUGAGGAAGGAAAGCCCCUUUCACCAGAAGCAGCACAGACUCUGCGGUUGCUUGGAAUACAGAUGGCAACAUUCCGUUUAUACCUUGUGUGCCGCUGGUCGUGUGAUGAGUUUGAAGUUUACAAAGAAGGCUUGAUGCACCUAGAAGCUGAUGAUUCUUCUUAA